Molecule: messenger RNA, 1914 nt
Organism: Pseudophryne corroboree (corroboree frog)
Lineage: Eukaryota; Metazoa; Chordata; Amphibia; Anura; Myobatrachidae
Exons: 3
Coding region: 356-1009 (217 amino acids)
Source: RefSeq, a predicted model, not a curated record
UUUCUUUUAUACAGUGUUUGAAAAAAGCAGUACUACUCGUCGGCCAGUAACUCCUAUCACAUCUGAUGAUGAUGACGACGCUGCGGAAGCAGGUCCAUCAAAAGAAGUAUGGAGCAGCAGAAGUGGCACUUCUGAAAGACAUCACCACAAAAAACCUGUGGCCGAAAAGAAAGCAAGGUCGUAUGUCCCAGCCCAAACACAGCAGGCUACCCCGCCACGAAGAUUAUUGUCCGUAUGUUCUGUCCCCCCACUCCAAAUUUUGGACACACCUCCAAGACGUCAUCCACACUCCCCUCAUCUUGAUUCUUCUAGUCCUGGGAACAGCAUCCCUCCGCAACAACAGCAACACAGUGACAUGGAGGAGACAAACAUCUUAGAAAUGCAGCCAUUAAUGCAAGGAAUGAGCCCCCCAGCACCUGUGAGUACACCACCACAGCAAAGCACACCACCACCACAACACAGCCCAACAACACCAGGAACACAAGGCCAUGAUCAGGUGUUUUGGACCAUUUGGGCUAGACAGCAGGCCACUAAUGUAGAUUGCCUGCGUAAGCAGACACAAAUGUUUGCAAGCCUACCAUCUCACCUCAGAAGAAUAUCAAGAAAUCUGAGUAGACAAAAUGAACAAACAACCAGAAUAGGCAAUACCAUGGAACUCAUGCAUACAGACAUUACACAGGUCAUGGGCAACUUACAGCGCAUAAUGGAAGAACAGCACAGACAACAGCAAAGUUAUAUGAGCAUUUUUCAAAACAAUCAAAAGAUUAAUGAAAGUUUAUUCCGAAUAGUAGACAAUCAAAAUGCUGCUACACGUGAACUCAAUGCCACCCUCACUAACCUAAAUGAAACACUCAGAUGCAUGCACCAACAGCAAACAAGCAGCAGUUCUGGUACGACUACUCCAAAUAUCACGCCAGUCUCAUCACCACCAAGACGCCCCACCAGAGCACGACAACAUGACAGUGCUAAAGGCAAAGGGCAGGACAAGCAGCCACCAAAAAAAACAUGAAAAAAAUACAAGUUAGACAUUUGUGAUAAGUAACUCAAAAUAGUUAGUAAGUGUAUUUUUGGCAAAAUUAUAUAACACUUAGCUCCUUGACACUUUUUUCAACAUCAUUAAUUAUAAGUGCUACAAACAAAAACAAAAAAUUUGUACGCACAUUUAUUCUUUACCAUUUUUUUUGGGUAUUGGAGGAGGGAAAUGUUGAUGGAGCCACACAUACAUGUUAGCAGGAAGUAAACUGACCACUUGAUUUUUUUCUAAUCAUUACUCUUUCUAGAUUCCAAUCAUUCUCUUUUCCUGCAGACACAAUAAUUGGCAGCCAGGCAGAAUGUCAUUAGCAGGAAGUAAACUGACCACUUGAUUUUUUUCUAAUCAUUACUCUUUCUAGAUUCCAAUCAUUCUCUUUUCCUGCAGACACAAUAAUUGGCAGCCAGGCAGAAUGUCUUUAGCAGGAAGUAAACUGACCACUUGAUUUUUUUCUAAUCAUUACUCUUUCUAGAUUCCAAUCAUUAUCUUUUCCUGCAGACAAUCCAAAUUACAAUGUUAUUGAUACAUAUUUUAGCUUUCUUCUCUAUACAACAUUACAAGAAGAACACAAUUGAGUUGCGUAAAAAGCUUGUAAUAUGUUGGCUUUGUUUUGUUUUAAAAACAUUGACAAAAUGAAUGUCAGUAUUGUUGGGACAUGUUUGUGUGUGUUAAAAAUUAGUAAGAAUGUUUUUACACAUGAUGCUGAAACAAACAAAUAUGUACUUUUACAUAAAAAAAUCAAAGAAUGUGUAUAAUAAUGUACAUGUGUGGCAAACUGUGUAUUUAUAUAUAUACAUACAUCAAGUUUACAGCAUCAAACAUUAGGAAAUAAAUUAUUCCUGAUUACAGUAAGUUUGUGUGUCUUAAAUAUGAUGGUGCAUCAC